GAGGCGACGACGCUCGCGAGCGGCCUGCGGGUCGUCUCCCAGGAGACCUUCACCUACAUGAGCGCCAUGGGCCUGGUCGUCGGCGCCGGGUCCGCGCACGAGCGCGCGGCGCUGGGCACGGCCGGCGGCGCGCAGCUCGCCGAGGUCUGCGCGUGGCGGGGGACGACGAAGCGGUCGACGGCCGACGUCCUCGCGGCCGCGGAGCGGUCCGGCGCCUACCUCCACGCCAACGCCCAGCGCGAGCAGACGUUGUACUGCGUCGACGCGCUGCGCGACAACGCCGUCGCCGCGGGCGAGCUGCUGGCCGAGGCCGCGCUGCUCGGGCCGGACCUGUCGAGCGCCGAGGACCUCGACGCGGCGAAGACGUCGCUGCUGCUCGCCUGGGAGGACGCGCCCCAGGACGCGCGCGUGCGCGAGCUCAUCCACGAGGCCGCCUACGGGCGGACCUCGCCGCUGGGCGCGCCGCUGCUCACGCCGCCGGACGAGGUCGCCAAGCUCGACGCGCUGACGCUGGCGAACUUCCGGUCGACCCUCUUCGGCCCGGACCGCAUGGUCCUCGCCGGCGCGGGCAUCGACCACGCGACGCUCGUCGGCAUCGCGGAGACGUACUUCGAGCCGUUCGUGCCGCCCCGGGGGCCCGCGCCGCCGGCCGCGCCGUCGCCCUACGUCGGCGGCGGCGCGACGCGCGAGGAGAAGGCGCCGACGCCCGCGGGGUUCGCCGUGGACCUGGACCCGCCCGUGCGCGUCGCCGUCGCCAUGCGCGCGCCCCUCGGCGGCUGGCACGGCGACGACCUCAUCCCUUUGUGCGUGCUCCAGACGCUCUUGGGCGGCGGCGACUCGUUCUCCGCGGGCGGGCCGGGCAAGGGCAUGUACUCGCGCCUCUACCGCGAGGUGCUCAACCGCCACUACUGGGUCGAGGGCGCGGAGUGCUUCGUGUCCGUGCACGACGCCGAGGGUUUGCUCGGGAUCAUGGGCGCCGCGCCCGCUGCGUACGCGGGCCACCUCACGGAGGUGCUCGCGGCGCACCUCCUGCGCGUCGGCGCGGAGCCCGUGAAGCGCGACGAGCUCGACCGGGCGAAGAACAUGCUCAAGGUGAACGUGCUCACGCAGCUCGAGAGCCGCUUGGUGCUGUUCGAGGACCUCGGCCGCCAGUACGCGACGUUCGGGAAGCGGCAGACGCUCCGCGAGAUGACGGACCUCGUCGACGCCGUCACGGAGGAGGACAUCCUCCGCAUCGGCGCGACCAUGCUCUCGCGGCCGCCGUCCAUCGCCGCGCACGGCGAG
Aureococcus anophagefferens is the source of this 1284-nucleotide messenger RNA. RefSeq lists its product as hypothetical. Gene Ontology annotation, molecular function: metal ion binding. Gene Ontology annotation, cellular component: mitochondrion. The record is from RefSeq and is a predicted model, not a curated record. The transcript has a single exon. The annotation marks the transcript as partial. NCBI's taxonomy places the organism in Eukaryota, Pelagophyceae, Pelagomonadales, Pelagomonadaceae.